AUGUCAAAAAGAACAUAUACUCAAAUUCAUUCUUCUUCCACAAAACCUACCAACGCAGAAAUAUCGAAUUUUAUUCCCUCCGAUAAUGCUUAUACCAACGCCGAAGAAAGGCGUAAAUUUAAAGAGAGGCGUAAAUUUAGAAAGAUGGUGUUGGAUAGUCGUAGAUCCAAUGUGAUACGUCUAUCUAAUUAUAAUAAUAACAACUCAACCCCGUCAUCCAAAAGUCAACGAUAUACUAUAUGUUCAAAUAUCAUUACAUCUACGACCUCAACUUUAAGGAAGUUAUCCAAAGGUAAACAUACGUUAUUGAGUAACGCACAAUCUCUAUCUCCUUUGCCAAUGAAUGACUUGACAUCAGAUGCACAAGAUCCAUAUAAAGGAGUAUCUAAAUAUUAUUUAGAUCAUGGGGAUCAAUUAGUUAUAUGUGAAGUAUGUAAUGCCAAACUGUGGGCGUGUGAAGCAGGAAAAGGAAGAGAUUUUGCUGGCAAAACAACUUACAUGCUUUGUUGUGGUUAUGGGAAGGUACAUCUUCCAGAAUUUAAAGAAACAGGUCUGGAAUAUCAGAAUCUUUUCAAAAAUUUAGACGCAAAAAGCAAGCAUUUUUUACAAAAUAUUCGACGUUACAACUCUAUGUUUUCUUUUACUUCAAUGGGUGGGAAAGUUGAUUCAAAGAUUAAUAAAGGAAAUGCUCCGUUCAUAUAUAGAAUUAGUGGUGAAAAUUAUCAUACAUUAGGAAGUCUUCUUCCUAAACAAGGUGACCAACCAAAAUUUGCCCAGCUCUAUAUAUAUGACACUAAUAACGAAGUCUCUAAUAGAAAGAACAUAUUCAGUAACUCAAAGAAAGUGUCUUCAGCAUCUUUUGAUUCCCUUGACACUGAAAUCAUAGAAUACUUAAAGGUGAUGUUAGAUUCAAAUAAUCAGCUGGUCAAAACAUAUAGGCGUGUGAGAGAUCGCUUUCUUGACAAUCCUCAUGUUGACCUUAAAUUACGCCUAAAGUCAAAAAGGACUAAAGAUGGACGUACAUACAACUUACCAACAUCUUCUGAAGUUGCUGCACUUAUAGUUGGAGAUAUUGAAGAUGCACUAGACAACCGAGAUGUUGUUGUAGAUUCAAAAAAAGAUGGUUUACAACGUAUAAGUGAGCUUCAUCCAUCCUAUAUCGCGCUUCAAUAUCCAUUGCUAUUUCCUUUUGGAGAAGACGGUUAUCGGAUUGAUAUUCUUCACAGAGAAGGAAGAUCAUCAAAAAAGAAAAAAGAUUCUAAAUGUUCAAUGAGGGAAUAUUUUGCAUAUCGUAUUCAAGAUAGAGACAAUCAAUUCUCUCUAAUUUUAAACGCCAGACGACUUUUGCAACAGUUCUUAGUUGACAUCUAUACAAUGGUUGAAAGUGAGCGGCUAUUUUACAUACGCUUCCAACAAAAAAAUCUAAGAUCCGAGUCAUAUGAGAACCUUAAUAACUUGCGACAAAAUGGAAAUGAAGAUAUGUCAAAUGUUGGAAAACGUGUAAUACUACCGUCUUCCUUUACUGGUGGUUCACGUUACAUGAGGGAAAACUAUUAUGACGCAAUGGCUAUUUGUAAAUGGUUUGGCUAUCCUGAUUUUUUCAUUACAAUCACGUGCAAUCCUAAAUGGCCAGAGAUUAAAAGAUUUCUAAAGGAUAAGAACAUUAAUCCCGAAGAUAGACCAGACAUUUUAUGCCGACUGUUCAAAAUUAAGCUGGACUCAAUCAUAAAAGACUUGCGAGAAAAGUCAUUAUUUGGGAAGUCUUCGGCAGUGAUUUAUACAAUAGAGUUUCAAAAAAGAGGCCUACCCCACGCUCAUAUCUGUUUGUUCUUACAAGAUGAUAAUAAGCUACCUUCGGUUGAGCAUGUUGAUAACUUUAUCUCAGCUGAAAUACCUGACAAAAAUGUAGACCCAGAGUUGUAUACGCUUGUCAGUGACUACAUGAUUCAUGGACCUUGUGGUCUUGCAAAUCUCAAUUGUCCAUGUAUGUUCGAAGAUUCCGGGUUAUUUGUUGAGAAAUCAGAUGUUCAGCUUGACAACAGAAGUGUAGUCCCAUACAACAAAACACUUUUGAGACGUUAUCAAGCACACAUUAAUGUCGAAUGGUGUAACCAGGCCGCUUCAAUUAAAUACCUGUUCAAAUACAUUAACAAAGGUCCCGAUAGGACAGAAGUUGCUGUUAUACAAAAUGAUGAAGAAGGUCACCGACAAAAUGGGAAAGACGAAAUCAAAAAGCAUUAUGACUGUAGAUAUCUCUCGGCAUGUGAAGCUUCGUGGCGCAUUUUUGCAUUUGAUAUUCAUUAUAGGUAUCCUUCGGUAAUCAGGCUUCCUUUUCAUCUACCAGACCAGCAAAAUGUUAUAUACGGUCCUGAUGAUGAGCUAGAAAACAUUCUUAACAAACCAUCAAUUUCGUCUACGAUGUUUUUGUCCUGGAUGGAAGUUAACAAAAACAAUGAGUUGGCACGUACCCUUACUUAUGUUGAAUUCCCAACUAAAUUUGUAUGGAAUUCUCAGGAUAGAACAUGGACAACACGAAAAAUAGGCAAACCCAUUGGACGUAUUCAUUGUGUUAAUCCAUCUAUGGGCGACGCUUAUUUUUUAAGAAUCCUUCUUAAUAAGGUAAGAGGUCCUAAAUCAUUUGAAGAAAUAAGAACAGUAAACGGACAAGUCUUCCCUACAUUUAGAGACGCAUGCUACGCUCUAGGCCUUUUAGAUGACGAUAGGGAAUAUAUCGAAGCUAUUAAGGAGGCUUACUAUACAGGUUCAGGAUACUAUCUUCGCAAUCUAUUUGCUACCAUGUUGUCGUCUAAUACCUUAUCUAGACCUGAACACGUGUGGGAAAAUACAUGGGAAUACCUUGCAGAUGGCAUCUUACAUACGCGUGAGAAGCAAACAGGAAUUGAAGGCUUAUCUCUUCCUGAAGAACAAAUAAAGAAUCUAACGUUGCUGGAAAUAGAGAAUUACUUACUUCGGAAUAACUCUACCCUACGAAGGUUUCCUUCUAUGCCUUAUCCUGAUAGUCAAUCCAUAGCCUCAGCAGACAAUCGUUUAAUAACAGAUGAGCUAUCAUAUGAUGUAAGUGUUGUUGGUGCAGAAUUUAAUACUCAUCUAAUUACUUUAACAUCUGAACAACGAUUAAUAUUUGAUGAGAUAACUCGUGCCGUUGAUGAAAACAAAGGAGGUUUAUUCUUUGUUUACGGUUAUGGAGGUACUGGUAAAACCUUUUUGUGGAAGACAUUGUCCUCGGCUAUCAGAUCUAAAGGCCAAAUUGUAUUAAACGUAGCAUCAAGUGGAAUUGCAUCUCUGUUGUUAUCUGGUGGUAGGACAGCACAUUCUAGGUUUCAUAUUCCUUUAAAUCUUACCGAAGAAUCAAUGUGUCACAUCAAACCAGAUGGGGAGGUUGCUGAUCUACUAAAACAAACAAAAUUGAUCAUUUGGGAUGAAGCUCCAAUGAUUCACAAACAUGCGUUCGAGGCACUGGACCGAACAAUGAAAGACAUCUUCAAAUCAGAUGAUUCACUUAAUUCAGAAAUGCCUUUCGGAGGUAAAGUUAUGGUUUUAGGUGGUGAUUUUAGACAAAUCCUUCCGGUUGUUCCUAAUGGUAGUAGACGCGAAAUUGUAAAUGCUUCCAUCACUUCAUCCUACAUUUGGAGGACAUGCAAAGUCCUAACACUAACAAAAAACAUGAGGUUAACGAUAGGGAAUAACACAUCAGAAACAGAACAGACCAAAUCUUUUGCAAAGUGGCUUCUAGAUUUGGGUGAGGGAAACAUUGGUGAUACCGAUGACUGUCAUAUGACCAUAGAAAUUCCUGAAGACCUACUAAUAAAAAACUCGGUAGAUCCUAUGUCGAGUUUAAUUGACUUUGUAUACCCUUCUCUCCUUCAAUUGUAUAAAGAUAAAGAUUAUUUCGCAGAAAGAGCCAUACUUGCACCAACAAAUGAAGUGGUACAUGAAAUUAAUGAAAGAUUGCUUGCACUGUUUCCAGGAGAUGAAAUUGAGUAUUUGAGCGCUGAUAGCAUAUGUCAAACUGACAAGGCUAAGAAUCCAACACACGAAAAUUUAUACUCACCUGACGUUCUAAAUGGUCUUAAAAUAUCAGGAUUGCCUAAUCAUCGAUUAGUACUUAAAGUUGGCGUCCCAGUAAUGUUGCUGCGUAACAUUGAUCAACAAAAUGGCUUAUGCAACGGUACUAGAUUACGGAUUACCAAACUUGCAAAACGUGUUAUUGAAGCUGAAAUUAUAUCCGGAGGAAACAUCGGUACGAAAACAUAUAUUCCACGAAUCACUUUGAUACCAUCUGACAAAAAAAUCCCUGUCAAGUUUCAACGACGUCAAUUCCCAUUAUGUGUAUGUUUUGCAAUGACAAUAAACAAAAGUCAAGGACAGUCUCUAUCAAGGGUUGGAUUGUAUUUGAAAUAUCCCGUUUUCACACAUGGUCAACUUUAUGUCGCAUUGUCAAGAGUAAAAAGCCGAGCUGGUAUGAAGUUACUUAUAUUAGAUGAGCAUGAAAAUGUUACAAAUAAGACAACCAAUGUGGUGUAUAAGGAGAUCUUUAGUGAAAUUUAA
Helianthus annuus (common sunflower) is the source of this 4569-nucleotide messenger RNA. RefSeq lists its product as uncharacterized. The transcript is spliced from 8 exons. Bases 1 to 4569 code for a protein of 1522 amino acids. Gene Ontology annotation, biological process: telomere maintenance; DNA repair. The record is from RefSeq and is a predicted model, not a curated record. Lineage: Eukaryota; Viridiplantae; Streptophyta; Magnoliopsida; Asterales; Asteraceae. Gene Ontology annotation, molecular function: DNA helicase activity.